CAGUGUAGUAGCGCUGAACUUUUCAAACGGGACUUAAACACGCACGGAACGCUCAGCGUCGUCGACAGCUCGUUACAUUAAUCCAAAAACAUUUGUUGUGCUGUCAUUUAAUAUAAGACUUCCAUUUUGGUUAAACUCGCAGGGACAUAACGAAAUAAAGUGGAAUUUUUGUGACCGAAAAGGAAAAUAAAGCUUCAUGUAUUAAUGGAAAAGUGGAUAUCGUUUUUUUUUUUUUAGGAACCUAUUUGAACAUAUUGGGAAGCAGGUCGUCUGAUCAUGAUUCAGGACUUAAGUUACUGGCUGCUAAACUUUUAAGUGUAACGUUUUGCGCUGACAUGACAGUCUGCAUGGGGAGCACAAGGACAGAUAUAUAUUAAAGACAAACUAUAUGUGUUUCUAUAUAUACACGUGUUAAAAUGAUCUCGGAGGAGAGAAGCAAUCACACCUCUAAACAAGCUCUGGGCUUUCCGGUUGGGUUACUGAUCCGUUCACCCAAGAGACGCCUGGCAAUGCUGGGCAGAAAGAGCAGCAAUGGAUCGCUACAGUCCAGCGCAUCCGAUAGCACAGCUCAGUCGGUGGAGAGCAGCGGAGUCAGACAGCCGGCCAAGAGUAAGAUACGGAGACACAACAACCGCCUGAGCACUGUGUUUAACCGAAGUCCUAUUCUGCGGGACAGUUGGCAAGGUCAGGAUGACAAAACGCUAGCCAGGGACUUGCAUUCAGUGGACGACCCUGCCGAGCUAUCUAUUCAGAGGUCUCUUCCAGGGAUCCUAAAGAUAUUUGGCAGUGGCAUUUGUCAAGGGACCAACUACAAGAGUGUGCUGGCCACCAGUCACUCCAGUGCCAAGGAGCUGGUCAAAGAAGCUCUGGAGAGGUACUGCUUGGAAAGCGAAGACCCCAGUUCUUAUGUGCUUUGUGAUACGAUUGGCAGAACCGGAUUGGACAACGAGUGGAAGACUGAGUGCUUUCGGAUUGUCGGUGACCAUGAGAAGCCGCUCAUGUUGCAGUCACUAUGGAAACCCAAGGAGGGAUUCUCAAGGCGUUUCGAGAUCCAGAAAAGAGCAAGCGUGGAGGCACAAACUUCCAAAGAUACAGACACCAUCACUGCAGGCCUCAAUUCCCAGAUUCGAAAGCUGCAGAACAACAGAUCGCGGGUCACCUCCCUGUUUGUCGAUGGAACGGGAGAGGGAGGGGAUGCUGUAAAUAUCUGGAGGAGCUUGAGUGACAGGGACGUCUCAACAAUAGGAAAGGAAGCCAGUGUGGCCCAUAAUGCACAUCUGCAGGAGGAUCCAGAGGCAGAGGCUGAUAAAGAGGCUCACCGCCUCCACGCUGAAAAAGAGGAGACUGAAAGUAGCGAUGACAACACCACACAGUACUCCAUCCACCUGCCUUUUGAUUUCCCAUACUUCCUUUUGUUGCAAGGAUACAACCAAAGACAGGACUUUCUUAUCUAUCUGAUGAGUCGGAGCAGUUGUGUGUUUGGCUCCUCCGGUGAAUCCACUGCUGAUAGGGAGAAAGAGACCCUAAAGGUGGAUGUCCUGCUUUUCGCCCCAGAUAUCCUGCCUCAGCACUGCUGCAUACAGCGCCUGGACACCACUGAUCAAACCAAGACCUUAACCACACUCAGACCCUUACACUGCGCUUUCGUUACUCACAACGGUGUCCCUCUCGAAUGCGAAGUCGAGUUGUGUCCAGGAGACCUGGUGGGUCUCGGUCAGCACUAUCUCUUCAUGUUCAAGGACCCUACGGCUUCAGGGGCCUUCCAGACCCCAUCCUGGAUGGCAACGCUUUGUCCCCCUGCCACGGUGUCUCCCUGUAAACUCUGCGGAACCUCCGUGAGGAGGACGAGGCCUCGGAAAGCAGCGGCUCGCUGGAGGGACCUGGAUGGUAAGGUGGUGUUACUGUCUUACCAGCUGCAGGAGGAAGAUCAGGUCCUAGAGAAGAUUCUCAGCAUGGUGGACCCUGGAGGAGAAGAACCUAGACUCACUUCAGCAUUUCUGCUGUGCCUUUGCAUUCAGCACUCCGCCACUAACUUUGAGUUGGUUCAUCUCCGGAAAUUACUGCUUCAAAUUGCUGGUCAGAUCCAGCUUACCAUGUGGGAAAGAACAAAAGAACUCGCAGCUCUGCACCCAGACAUAGACACCGGCGAUGCAUCAGCAGAGUUGAACAUGAAGGAUCUGAUCUCAGGUCUGGAGCCGCUGGUGCUGUGGAUGUCCAAUUCAAUUGAGCUCUUACGUUUUAUCCAGCAUGAGGUUCCUCUGCUCUUAACAUGGAGACAGCAGGACAGAACUGGUCAGGACAAAGAAUGGUUGGAUUCUCAGAUUCAGUCCACACGUACAGCAAGUGAGGAGGCCAUGACUGUUUUAGAGGAAGUCAUUAUGUUUACCUUUCAGCAGUGCGUCUACUAUCUCACCAAAAGUAUGUAUGCUGUGUUGCCUGAGCUGUUGGACAGUAACCCUUUCUCUGAAAGUGGCCAGCUGCGUAUGCCUGCAGGGCUCAGCCAUGUCCUGGACGUACUGAAGGAAGCUCUGCGUCUGCUCAAUGCUUUCCAGGUGCACGGUGAGAUCACAUCUCAGCUGAUGGCGUACCUGUUCUUCUUCACCAAUGCCUCGCUCUUCAAUGCCCUCAUGGAGAGAGGAUCUGGGGGGAACUUCUAUCAGUGGUCUAGAGGGGUGCAGAUUCGGGCCAACCUGGAUUUGCUGAUGGACUGGAUUCAAAGCGUUGGACUUGGAGAUCUGGCUACAGACUUCUUCCAGAAGCUCUCCUCAGCUGUCAACUUGCUGGCUACUCCCAAAGAGACUCUACUACAGACAUCAUGGUCGUCUCUGAGAGCUGAGUUUUUUCAUCUGAAUCCGGCUCAGCUGCAUCAUAUGCUGAGAGAAUACAAUGCAGGUCGUGCGUGUCCUUCCUGCUGGAGCCCUUCUGCAGAGGACACAGCAAUUGCUCAAAACACCUCUAAGAUCCUGGAGAGUUUCGACAAUCAUCCUCCAUUAAUGCUUCCCAGCAGCAGUUUUCAUCUGGAGCUGGGGAGUCCCAUUACAGAUCCAGGACUGUUCACCCCUCUCCAGAACCUGCAGAAGUUCAUUCAGUCUCUCAGAGACAGCCAGACACCGUCUGACCCUCAACCUUCACAGGACUCCAGCAAUGACCUGACUGAAGAAAUGCAGUCUUUAACAUACUCAGGACCCAACUGUUACAGACCGCACCCAGAGCCUGAACCAAUCAGCAGCCAGGAUUCUGGGCUAAAGAAUCGUAACUUUGUGUGCGUGACACCUCCGCAGCACCGAAGCUCUCACACUAACCUGAGUUCAUGUGAGGCCGUCCUGACACAGAAACUCAAAUGUCUGCAGCUUCAGAACAGACUGCCUGGAAACACAGACCUGGGCUAUCAUAAGAGCCUGGCCCUUGACCCGUCCUGCCUACUUACACCCCCCAACACCCCUCAGAGUCUCGACCAAUCUGAACUUGAAGCCAGUUUAGUAGAGGGGGCAGCCCAGCAGACAGCACGACAGCACAGAAAAGUGGGGAGCACAGACCAAAGUACAGAGGAAGAUGAUGAUGAGAGAGAUGAAGUGUUCACAAUAGAGCUAAUAAAAGGACCUCAUGGCUUUGGGUUGGCAUUGGUGGAUGGAAUGCAGAAAACUCCAUUGAGAAUGAGUGGGAUCUUUGUUAAGUCAAUAGUACCAGAUUCUCCGGCAGCUCUCAACCAAAGACUGAGAGUCGGUGACCGCAUCCUCGCUGUGAAUGGCAUCAGCCUGGUGGACAUGGACUACCACAGCGGAAGAGAACUCAUCCGGACAUCGGGCGAUCUGCUCCGAUUACUGGCGGCAAAAACCGAAUCCAGGAGCAGUGCCAGGACCUGCAUCACCAGAUGCUAAGCGACAACACACGUCUGGAAGUUCAUUGCACACAUUUUUAGCUCAGGGCUGUAGCAUUGCUAGCGCUAGCAACUCCAAGGUCAUGGGUUUGAUUCCCAGGGAAUGCAUGAACUGAUUUAAUGUAUACAAUGCAUAAAUGUUAACUUAAAUGUUUGUUGCUGAAACCAAAGAAAAGGUGAUCCAGAAUGGAUUCAUGUGUUAUACUGUUUGUGUCGUUGGUUUUAUUGCUGCUGUCUCGUUACCAGCUUAAACACAACAUCAGCAUUUUUUUAAAGAAGUAUAUAAAAGCUUACCAGACAUUUGAAAGCAUUGUUUACCAGUGUUUUAUAUUUGCUUAGUAUCUGUUAUUUCUGUGUUUUGUGGUUCUGGUUUAUUGGGAAAUAGUUGUGGUCCAGACUGAGUUAUUUCAGCAUCCCUACAGCUCAUACUGAGAGAAUUACGCUGACAUUUUAUAACUUCAUAUGCCUGUUUUUAUAUCAUUAUAUUCAAACACUACUGUAAAUAUCAGUGCAUUAGUCAUUUUAAAGCAUGAUCAUAUGUUUUUGUAUUUUACCCAGGUGUCCCCUUUCAAGUGUCACUUAAAGUAUGACAUUUUCCCCACUUAUUCCCCAUGUUCAUUUUCAUUGACAUUUCAUAUUGCUUCAGUAAAUUAUGCAUCUGUCCAUUUGUGUCAAGUAACAGUGUUAUUUUGUGUCAUUAAUGUUACUGAUGGCAUUAAACAAAGUGUUUUAUUUAUAUGUAUAAGUGUAUACGUGUAAUAUUAUGUUGGUGUCUUUUUAAAGAGAUUAACUCUUUCUAUUUUGUUGACCUUGUUUCAUAAAGAAUAAAUCUUAUUCCUAAAUUCA
Molecule: messenger RNA, 4723 nt
Organism: Misgurnus anguillicaudatus (oriental weatherfish)
Lineage: Eukaryota; Metazoa; Chordata; Actinopteri; Cypriniformes; Cobitidae
Gene: radil2a
Product: Ras association and DIL domains 2a
Biological process (GO): regulation of GTPase activity; negative regulation of Rho protein signal transduction; signal transduction
Cellular component (GO): cell-cell junction
Molecular function (GO): GTPase binding
Source: RefSeq, a predicted model, not a curated record